GCUGCGUAUUGAUUGUAUAAUAUAGACGCUAUUGUAUGAUAUGUGUGUGUGCUGCAGCGGUCACUUCCUGUGUGUUGCAGCAAAUUCUUCCUAUUAUAUUAUUGCAUUCGAAGGGAAACCCCGUCGGCCAUUGGGCAUCUUGAUAUCACAUGGACCAGCCAUCACGUGCUCAGCGAGGCAAUGGGAGGCAUACAGGCGAGGAGAAGUUCGGGGUGGGGUGAUUUUGUGUGUGUGUGUGUGUGUGUGUAAAUCUAGAUAGUAAUACCCCGCCAAUAAUUCACGGCCCCCUCGUAAAAAGGCCGACAUUAAAUCGCCCCGGGCCUACAAAUCAACGGCGCCAAAUUAUGAGUUCGCUGUACUUCGCCAACGCGCUGUUUUCCAAAUACCAACAAGCUGCAGCGAGAUACCCCGCUCUGCUCUUCGCAGACUCUCCAACUUCUCCCUCCUCUGCUUCUCCUGUCGCGUCCUCUUCGUGCGCCUUCUCGUCCAGCGGAUACCACCACCAUCAUGGUUCCAGUGGGAGAGGCAGAGGAAUGCUCCCUUUCCCUCCCUCCUCCUCUACUUCCUUCUCCUCUAAUCCUUCGGCGUUCGGUUCGUCUCUUUCGGGACAGAGCGAGAGCACCGGGGACACUCAGCCCGACAGGCGAUCUCUGAACCCCGCCGAAGCGCUUACAAGGGGGGAUAAUAUCUCGCCUGGAGCUGGGCUGUUGUGCGCCUCUUUGAAGCGAUGCCCCGCGGAGGAGCCUCGGCUCCGCUCGUUGGCCGUUAUGCUUCCGGAGCUGGCCUGCAGGAGGCAGAGUAGCCCGGAGCAGCGAGAGCUAAGCGACGAGAGGCUACGGAUUUACCCCUGGAUGAGAAGCUCAGGUGGAGACGGGCGGAGGGGCCGUCAGACGUACACGCGCCACCAGACCCUCGAGCUGGAGAAGGAGUUCCACUUCAACCGGUACCUCACGAGGCGGCGGAGGGUGGAGGUCGCGCGUGCGCUCGCCCUCACCGAGAGACAGGUGAAGAUCUGGUUUCAGAACCGGAGGAUGAAGUGGAAGAAGGAGAACAAGGAGACGGACAGCGGCGCGCCGAUGGAUUAGCAGGAGUGAGGAGAGCGACUCCGCUGGUUGACGUAACAGACAACAUUAAUUGGUCAAAUUAAACUUUACUUAUGGUAUGUCAAACUACAGGGAGGGAUCUUCAAAAUAAAACAAUUUUCAAAUUGUUUUUAUUAAAUCAGCUUAGAAUAAAGAACGGGAAAGGAAUGGGGAAAUAAUAACUUAGCCAUGAUGGAGCUCUUAAGGGUUCAUUGUUUGCACAGGGAACUUCUUUUGACCUUCUCUCAUGUGAUCUGCAGCAGGAACAGAUGAGAUUGUUGUGGAGGCUGCGAAUGAAACGGUUGCACUUAUGACUUGUGGAUACGAAGCUCAUUGUUGGUGUUUAACGGUGUCCACAGUGUGCUGUGUGUCUAUUUAAAAGUGUUGUGUAUUUUUGUAUUUGGAAGCAUCUCCACAUUGUAAGAUUUCAUUUGAUCCCCACAACCACCAACCAAAUUUAGCGCAAUUUCCGGCUCAUUUAAGGCAAUUACGAAAUGCAACGUUUAUUAGCCAGUAUGCCGGAAAUUGUGUUUAAAAUCCUACGAUAUAACACUCAAUUAAAGGGCAAGUUUUAUUUAUUUUGAACUAUGCCAGAAAUCGGUGUGUUUAAGACAUUCAGUCAACACAAAUCACCUUGUAAUCGAGAUUUUAGCUGCUAUGACUAGUUUUCUCAAUAGUCAAAUAAUCCAGUUUGAAUAAUUAACUGAUUCGAUUUGAAUAUAUUAGAAAAAUAAAUACAUAAUUUCAUUUUUAUUUUUUAUAUUUUUUAAAGAGCUGCUAACCCGCAAACAGGAAAUUACGCAGAGCAAAUGCCGAGACGACAUACUAAAUCAAUGCCAAAUAUUCAAAAGGACACGUUUUUCAUGCGCUUAUUUAACUUUAAACAGUGUUUGUUGGUUAUCCACUUGAGCAUAGCGAAUAAAAAUGGUAUAUUUGUGCUGUUUUUGUUUCUGUAUUUGCACCACUGAUUGCACGUUACUGCUCACAUCCUGACUAAAAAUCAAUACUCUUGUUUGCAAAUAAUAAAAGAAAACUGCACUGA
Molecule: messenger RNA, 2124 nt
Organism: Mugil cephalus (flathead mullet)
Lineage: Eukaryota; Metazoa; Chordata; Actinopteri; Mugiliformes; Mugilidae
Gene: hoxb7a
Product: homeobox B7a
Exons: 2
Coding region: 345-1085 (246 amino acids)
Biological process (GO): anterior/posterior pattern specification; regulation of transcription by RNA polymerase II
Cellular component (GO): nucleus
Molecular function (GO): RNA polymerase II cis-regulatory region sequence-specific DNA binding; DNA-binding transcription factor activity, RNA polymerase II-specific
Source: RefSeq, a predicted model, not a curated record